Coccinella septempunctata (seven-spotted ladybird) is the source of this 2712-nucleotide messenger RNA. RefSeq lists its product as uncharacterized. Lineage: Eukaryota; Metazoa; Arthropoda; Insecta; Coleoptera; Coccinellidae. The transcript is spliced from 2 exons. The coding region runs from base 1692 to 2018 and encodes 108 amino acids. The record is from RefSeq and is a predicted model, not a curated record.
UGGAUGAGAUUAUUGAGUUAAUUCGGAGGCACCCUAUCUUGUAUGAUCUUUCUCAUGAGGAUCACAAGAAUAUUCGCAAAAAAGAUAAGAUUUGGGAAGAAAUCCGAAAGGAAAUUUGUGAAGAGGGUGAGUGAAAUAAUGUAUAAUAUUUCAAUUAAUAUGAUUCUUCUUUCCAUACAAACGAAAAAGUCUAAUUUAUCAUUUUUCUGUAUUGAGGAAAGUGACAAAUUGAUAUCGUACAGAGAAUGCCAAUCUUGAUGGUCUCCCUGCCAAAGCGGCAGGUACUGGUCCUACUGGAUCUAAAAAGCUCAAUCAAUCCAUCGUCAGAUUUUUUCGUUAUUGAGAAAUUAGUGGAAUAGAUGUUAUUUUCACUACAAGUUUUGUCUCAAUUGGUCUGAAUUAUAUUCGAUUUGGUAUGAGGGGUACUCCGAAAUCCGCAACGAAUUUCCGUCACGAAUUCGGUGCGAAUUUUCCGCGUUGGUUUGUGGGAGCCUUAAUUUUCGAUGCAUUGGUUAUACCCAAAAUUUGUUCCGAUUUGCCAAGUUCGAGAAUAAUAUUUUCCUCACCUUCCAUAUCGGCUCUGGAAUUUGCCGAUCCAACUUUCGAUAGUCCACGCGUGGUAUUAUUCAUUUGUUAGGAGCAGAAAUAUUUCUUUCUCACUGGUCUUGUGGAAGGUAGGAUAGGAGAGCCUUCUGCUCUUGAGAUUCCUGCGUAGGUGUUCAUGGCUAAGCCGAUGGCAACAAACCAUAUGGUUAGUUCACUGCAUGUUACAGUUUAUUUAAUUUAACCUUGAAGGUCUUUUGGGAGAAUGAAGAACUUUCAAGUUCUGAUUUUCGUUCGGCGGAAGAAAAUCUGUGUGAGAAAAUGUAUGUUGUAUCGUUACUGUUCGUUACCCAUAUCAUUUGCAGAUACUCGCUCCAUGGCCAUACAUCACCUUUAGUCAUUGGAGCGUAGACUUGAAAUGAAUCCCUCUCUUAGAGAUGAUUAUUGUGAAUUCAUGCAGGAUAAUCUGGAUUUAGGUCAUAUGACAUUGGACGAUUCGAAUUCACCAAAAGUUGAUUCUUAUUUUAUACCACAUCACUGUGUGAUAAAGUCAGAUAGCUCUUCUACUUAAUUGAGAGCCUUCUUUGAUGCUUCAUCGGAGGUGAUGGAUAACCCCUCUCUGAACGAUUGUCUUCUCAAAUUUUCAGAAUAAUAUCCAUACCAUUCUUCUUCGCUUUCGAUCGAAAUAUGUGUUCAAAGCCGAUAUUCGCCAAAUGCACCACCAUGUCUUGGUUGACCCUUAUUAUCGAAGAUAACAGCGGAUUCUCUGGAGGUUCAAAACAUCUGAUCCAGUAUUAUGAGUUGAACACGGAACUUACGAGAUUUCUUCAGCAACCUUUUUGGCACUUCGAACUAUUACACCAAUUUGCGGAUGAGGAAAAAAGAAUAUUUUUCUCUGGCAUCCAAAAUACUUCAUGAGGAUGUUCAUGUCGAUGACGAUGGAUUUUAGUUGAGGAAAUAGUCGAGCAAUAAAGUAAGUAUUCUUUAGGAAAUUCCGAUUGAGCAUCAGUUGAACCUGUCUCUUCCGAUGAGGGUGAUUUUGUUAAGAUUCUAGGUCUAGGAUUUAACCCAUGUUCUGACUGUCUCACAUUCUCUGUCCCCAUCACAGAUAAAAAUUGUUCAAAACGAAGUGUUUUCUUCCAGCUUAGAUGUAUUUAUUAUCCUCUAGGUUUUCUGACGCCCUUUACAUUUCUCACGAAAUAGUUCUUUGGGUUCAAAGGUCAGAAUUAUCUGAAUUGCAAGAUUUACAAAUUCCAUGCCAUCCUAGUCAGAGUUCUCAAGUGAAAUGUGAACAUCAACAACAAGGAUUUGGUGAUCCAAGCGAGAAAGGUUAUGCAGCUGUAGUUGUAGCUUACUUCCGAUUCUUUGAUUAUGCAGGAAACGUCUUGACUUCUCUCGUUUAUGCUGAGUCCAAGUUUGCUCCUGUUGAGCGGAUUUCGCAUCCUGGUCUGAAAUUAUGCGAGAUAGAAUUUUAAGGUUGGGCGGUCGUAUUUCAUUUUAUGAUGAAAAACAUCCCUCGAUUUUGGGGGUCCUUUCUUUGUUACUAUGUCACGAAGUCGUGGAACUAAAUAUACCAAAGCCUGCUUAUAUGUUUUGCAGUGAAGGCAGUACACCAUUUCCCAAGUUUCAAGAUCUCUCUUCAUGCCGUUAAUUAAUGAUAAAAUCGCCGAAAACCCCAAAACGUAAAAACGGAUUCGCCCUUAUUACAUAACACCGACGUGUUGUUGGAAAUUUCAUCCUUUUAACGUUAAAAGGCGAGUUAGUAGAUUGUAGAUUUUAUGGUUCCUAUUUUGCUAUUUGAAUGCAAAUAGCUAUUACCAUCUUUCUGAUCAUGCCGGAUACAGAAUAAGCUCGAAUAACUCUGAAAAGUUUCCUAAUAUCAGUGAAGUCAUGUGAUCAAGAUCAAAGUUCACAUUUGAAAAAAUGAAGUUGAGGGCUACUUCCGGUAUAAUCGAAAUCAACAAAAACGAAAUAUUUUGCCAGCAUCCUGGAAAACACUCUGAAAAUGAAUUACAUAAAAAUACUUGAGACCUCAGUUUAUUUUAAUUCAGCUGAAGAAAGAUUGACCCUGUGGAAACGGAUGGUUACUAUUCAUUCUGUCGAGUUAAAGCAUUUUGUUUCCUCAUGUUCUCUUUCAUUUUAGGUAUUUCACAAACCUCUCAAGUAAAA